This is a messenger RNA of Microthlaspi erraticum, 1368 nucleotides long. The record is from the annotation of a GenBank genome assembly. NCBI's taxonomy places the organism in Eukaryota, Viridiplantae, Streptophyta, Magnoliopsida, Brassicales, Brassicaceae.
AUGCAGGUAAUUGCGUCCUGCUCUUUGAAGCCUAAUCCGAUCAUUCCAAUUGAGAAUGAUUUUGUGGGCCGACGACAGCUUCUCUCCUCCGCAUGUUCCAGAAUUUCCCAAGGCGGCGGCGGCGACAUCGUUUCAGACCGACCGGUUUCUUCAGUAAAGAUUGGUCGAGAUUGGAAGUCGAAUUUGCAAGAGUUAGCCAUGAAAAGUGUCCCUUCCACAACAAGGAGAAUCUUGUUGACAAGUUUGUUCAUGAAUCUGUGCUGUAAUCCUUCAAGGUACUUAUCAGCCUUAGCACUUGGUGAUCCAUCUGUUACGAAGGUUGAAGAUGUUAGUCCACCUGUUUUCCCUGCUGGACCUCUUUUCCCUACCGAGGGGAGGAUUGUCCAACUGUUUGAGAAGAAUACUUAUUCUGUUGUCAACAUAUUUGAUGUGACUUUACGGCCUCAGCUCAAAAUGACUGGUGUGGUUGAGAUACCUGAAGGAAAUGGCUCUGGAGUAGUCUGGAAUGGACAGGGAUACAUUGUGACCAAUUAUCACGUUAUUGGAAAUGCUCUUUCAAGAAAUCCAAGCCCCGGGGAUGUAGUUGGUCGUGUGAAUAUUCUUGCAUCUGAUGGGGUACAGAAGAAUUUUGAAGGAAAACUUGUUGGUGCUGAUCGUGCUAAGGAUCUUGCUGUCUUGAAGGUAGAAGCUCCUGAAGAUCUCCUGAAACCGAUUAGAGUUGGACAAUCAACUUCUCUAAAAGUUGGCCAGCAGUGUUUAGCAAUUGGAAACCCGUUUGGUUUUGACCACACCCUUACGGUUGGUGUCAUCAGUGGUCUUAACCGUGACAUUUUCAGUCAAACCGGAGUUACAAUUGGUGGUGGGAUUCAAACCGAUGCAGCCAUUAACCCUGGAAACAGUGGAGGUCCUCUGCUUGAUUCAAAAGGGAAUUUGAUUGGGAUCAACACAGCCAUAUUCACACAGACAGGAACAUCUGCGGGUGUUGGAUUUGCAAUCCCAUCAUCAACUGUAAUGAAGAUUGUUCCUCAACUAAUCCAAUUCAGCAAAGUCCUUCGAGCUGGUAUUAACAUAGAGUUAGCCCCGGAUCCAGUAGCUAAUCAGCUCAAUGUUCGUAAUGGAGCUCUUGUACUUCAGGUACCGGGAAAUAGUCUGGCGGAAAAUGCAGGGUUACGUCCGACAUCUCGGGGUUUUGCUGGUAAUAUAGUACUUGGAGAUGUCAUUGUUGCAGUUGAUGACAAACCAGUGAAAAACAAAGCUGAAUUGAUGAAGAUAUUGGAUGAGUAUAGUGUUGAUGAUAAGGUGAAACUUAAGAUCAAGAGAGGAAGUGAAGAUUUAGAGUUGCAUAUCUCAUUGGAAGAGAAGAGUUGA